This is a messenger RNA of Salvelinus fontinalis (brook trout), 3637 nucleotides long. It is a transcript of the gene tmem236, whose product is annotated as transmembrane protein 236. NCBI's taxonomy places the organism in Eukaryota, Metazoa, Chordata, Actinopteri, Salmoniformes, Salmonidae. The coding region runs from base 548 to 1597 and encodes 349 amino acids. The transcript is spliced from 4 exons. The record is from RefSeq and is a predicted model, not a curated record.
AGGUUGAUAGGUAAUGUAGUUGACAUGGGUAAUGUUCUAGGUUGAUAGGUAAUGUAGUUGACAUGGGUAAUGUUCUAGGUUGAUAGGUAAUGUAGUUGACAUGGGUAAUGUUCUAGGUUGAUAGGUAAUGUAGUUGACAUGGGUAAUGUUCUAGGUUGAUAGGUAAUGUAGUUGACAUGGGUAAUGUUCUAGGUUGGGAUAUAUAAUCUAGUUGACACUGGUAAUGUUCAACAAUAUUUUCCCCCUUAGUACAGUAUGGGAGUGCUUCUUUUUGCGACCCCAUAAAAAGUUGAGCGUGACUACCUUAUUGCCUUAGUAAUAAAAGUAUCCGAUUUCCCGAGUCGUGUGAUGCUGUGCAGUGAUGUGUAAGCAGUGUUGGUGAGCAGAGUCCACAGGAGGGUUCACUGGUUUCUGCUCCAGACAGAACAGGAGUACUAUCACACCAGACUGAGAAUUGAAAGGCUUUCAGACCAGACUGGUCUUGAGUGAGAGGUUGAUAAAGGAAGCGGCUGGAUCUAAAUCCUGGGGAACAAGGGUUAAAGACAACAUGCCAUCAGGGCGGAUGAUCAAGCUGGUGGUGUACGAGGUGUUACAGGUCGCUUGUCUCAGUGUUCCAAUAUUCGUGGUGAUGGAGAGGUUUGCUUCCCUGAUGCUCCAUGUCAGAGGAGAUCUGACUGCCUAUUGGUUGGUGGUAGCAGCUUCCAUAGCCUACGUUACCUCUGUAUCUCUGCUGGUCUGGGUUCCACUCCGGUACCUUGUCCUCAAGCAGCGCACGGUCAUCACAGACAUCACGCAGUGGAGACCAACAACAUUGGCCUAUGUGAUUCUGUGCACGUUACCAUGCUUCUCUAUUCUGAUCGCCGGUUCCAAGGUGCAGGUGGAUAAGGGACCCCAGUACAGACAGGACCACUUCUCUGAGCUGCCCGCCUCUCUUGUGCUCUUCUCUCUCAUCUGUGUGGAUAUCAUCGAGAGGAUCCGGCCGUGCUGCCUCACUGGGCAAGCAGACCGUAUGGAAAUGGAUCUGGACAUGCCGGGUCCUGUUCUGACCCACCUGGAGCAGGUGAACAGCGUGUCGGGUCAACUGUACUAUGAGAGGGGUCAGAACGGGGUGUUGGGGAACGGCUCGGCUACAGGGAGGUGGAGGGACCAGGAAGCAGUCGGCUCACGACCAACCAGCACGGCCUACCUGUACUCCUCGUCACACUCCCACUCUGGCCCGCUCCGUGUCCUGUGGUCCCAGGAUAUGAGGUCAGAGGUGUUUGUUCACAGCUUCCUGUUCUGGAUGGAUGUGGUGGAGCUGGUGCGCGUGGCGGGGAUUCCAGAUGUGUUUUACUCUGGCUGGGUGUUUGCUGUCUACAUCCUGGCAUUUCUGUCCUGUCUCCGUCUGGCAGUGACGCCUCACAGCGCUCUACUGCCAUCAGCUGGCUUUUUCCUGCAGGAUCUGCCUUUCCUGCUGCUGCGCCUCGCUCUGAUCUCUGUCCACGGCUACAUCACACCGCUGCUUUACCCAAUGAAGAACCUGUUGGUCUGCCUGACAUUCACCUACUUCAACUUCCUGACCAAGCUCCGCCUCUUCCGCAGAGAGAGCAUGUUCUAGUCUUGCCCACCAGCCAGCUCUCUCUGUCGAGAAGUCUGGUUCCACAACGCCUCAGAACUGGACUUGACGGGGAGUCUAUGGCAGGAGCAGUGAAAACAGGAGUGGUGUAAAGUACUUUUUGGGUAUCUGUACUUUUAUUUACUAUUUAUAUUUUGGACAACUUUUACUCCACUACAUUCCUAAAGAAAAUAAUGUACUUUUUACUCCUUUCAUUUUCCCUGACACCCAAAAGUACACAUCACAUUUUGAUUGCUUAGCUGCAAAGGAUAAUUGUCUAAUUCAUACACUUAUCAAGAUAACAUCCCUGGUCAUCCCUACUGCCUCUGAUCUGGCAGACUCACUAAACACAAAUGCUUCGUUUGCAAAUUAUAUCUGAGUGUUGAACUGUGCACCUGACUAUCCGUAAAUUUAAAAAACAAGAAAAUCGUGUUGUCUGGUUUGCUUAAUAUAAGGAAUUUUCUAUUAUUUAUACUUUUACUUUUGAUACUACAUUUAAAACCAAAUACUUUUAGACUUUUACUCAAGUAAUAUUUUAUUGGUUGACUUUCACUUUUUUACUUGAGUCAUUUUCUAUUAAGGUAUCUUUUUACUUUUGCUCAAGGAUGAAGAUUGGGUACUUAUUCCACCACUGGUAAACAGUCCGUUUUAACUGGCUGAUCGCUCAGUCCAUCACCAUCUAGCAGAACCCUUUGAACUUUACAAUGUAGGGGGAGGUUCUAUGUGCCAAGCAGAGCAAGUGAUUUAAACAACGAAGUGAUUUAGGAAAAUCUGAAAGUAUGCAUCUUAGAAUUUUUUUCACAUAUAAACUGUAUAUGCCCGAACACAGAAUCAGUUGAGCUUCCCAAAAAUAAAUGUGAUCGAACACUUUGCCAUUUCUCAAAUUCCCAUUAUACAGCUGUAGCCGGCUCGCUCCCUCUCACGCCUCGAUUUUAACUACACCCCUUUCAAGUCUUUGUAGCACAGUGUUACCAGGCUCUAUAUGUCAGCAAAUCGAGCCUGGGGACAAGGUUAAGUUCUGAAGAGACGACAUCAUCAGGAUUCACUGAGUUGUUAUUGGUUUUUAUACCAUAGAGGAAGACAUUAGGGCUAGCCCAUGUCCCCUAGGGCUAGGGAGUGAACAUUAUUUAUAAUAAGGGUUACAUGGGGAAAAUUGGACCUCUCUGAAAUGAAAAUGGAUGCCCUGCCUGAACCAUCCCCUAUACCCAAAAAUAAUGUCUACAAUUUACCCUCACUUCUUGGACCUUAGAGAUGUCGUUUUAAAAACGGUUCUUUGUCCUGUAAGCAUUACAUGGCAAAGCGAUAAUUUUGAUAGUGCAUGGGGUUGCAGACCACCGUAGACAAGAGUAGGGGUGGGAAGAUUUCAUUUAAAGUAGAAGCUAUCAGAUUAAUCUAUCGUAUUUGCAGCACCGAGAAAUAAUUACGUUUCAUUAACAUUCCAUGCAAUUCUAUGUAAUUUAACAUAUUAGCAUAACCUUUUUGUCAUACCACAAAUUACUGAAAUUACAGACUGAAAUAGGCUGAUGUGUUCAUCUUAACAUAUUUCUCCAAUGCCAAAGUGUGCCUUGUUUGCAACAAAAUGAUCCUCAGUUGAAAAUAGUUCAAUCUGAGACGUCAUUAGGAAUCUGAGCAUGGUACUUUCAUACGUUAAGCCUACAUUCCACCCCAGACAGAGUAGACCUACCUUUCCACCCCAGACAGAGUAGACCUACCUUUCCACCCCAGACAGAGUAGACCUACCUUUCCACCCCAGACAGAGUAGGACCUACCUUUCCACCCCAGACAGAGUAGACCUACCUUUCCACCCCAGACAGAGUAGACCUACCUUUCCACCCCAGACAGAGUAGACCUACCUUUCCACCCCAGACAGAGUAGACCUACCUUUCCACCCCAGACAGAGUAGGACCUACUUUUCCACCCCAGACAGAGUAGUCCUACCUUUCCACCCCAGACAGAGUAGACCUACCUUUCCACCCCAGACAGAGUAGGAUCUACCUUUCCACCCCAGACAGAGUAGGACCUACCUUUCCGCCCCAGACAGAG